AUGCGAUUAUCCCUAAUUGUUUACGCAGGCAUUGAGGUUCAAGCCGGAAAUUUAUUUUCGAAUCUGAUUUUUUGUUCGUUCCUUGAUGCUGUCAAACAGAAGCCAAGGAGGAAUGAAAUGGAGUUGGGUAUAUGUAAUAUUAUCAUGAUGAUUGGUGGAUACAAAUUCAAAGAGAUACUAACUAAAGACUCAUUUGCACAAGUUUUGGAAUUAAGAUUUGAGUUUUCUUGGGAAGUAAUUCUCGUGAAGACCCUGUUUACUCUGUCAACGUUGUCAAAACCAGAAGAUAAUUCACUUGAUCUUAAAGCAUGGGAGAGGUGUAACACAAUGGUGAUAAGUUGGAACAUGACUUUUUUAGAAAGAAGAGUUGCUAAAAGUGUGAUGUAUUAUAACACUGCUAGGGAUGUUUGGAUCAAUCUUGAGGACAGAUUUGGACAGUCUUCCUCUACACAUCUCUAUCACAUUCAAGAAGAUUUAGCUUCACUUACUCAGUCUAGAUCAAGUAUUGCAGAAUAUUUUACUAAGGCAAAAGCACUUUGGGAUGAACUUGAUAAUGUAGAUCCUCUGUCAAUAUAUUCUUGUAAUGGAUGCAAAUGUGACACAGCAAAAAGUAACUUGAAGCAGCAGGAAAAUCGAAGAAUCAUCAACUUCUUGAUGAAAUUGGAUGAGCAUUAUAGUCAAAUUAGAACUAAUAUUCUGAUGAUGGAAGAGCUUCCUAAUCCUUCUCAAAUUUAUAGGCUACUUAUGCAAGAACAAAGACAAAGAAAUCAGUAA
Molecule: messenger RNA, 774 nt
Organism: Amaranthus tricolor (Joseph's coat)
Lineage: Eukaryota; Viridiplantae; Streptophyta; Magnoliopsida; Caryophyllales; Amaranthaceae
Exons: 5
Coding region: 1-774 (257 amino acids)
Source: RefSeq, a predicted model, not a curated record